Molecule: messenger RNA, 1052 nt
Organism: Etheostoma spectabile (orangethroat darter)
Lineage: Eukaryota; Metazoa; Chordata; Actinopteri; Perciformes; Percidae
Exons: 5
Coding region: 139-960 (273 amino acids)
Source: RefSeq, a predicted model, not a curated record
UGGGCUUUCUAUUGGAGACUCCUGACUUCAGUGGAUUUGGGAUCGAGAUCUGACACCGGAGAACCCAACCACUCACCUGACAUUGCCAUUCUACCUUUCCUACGAGUUCCCCAGAACUGCCCCCGGACAUACAGGCUGAUGUCCUUUGACCCCGAUGGCGACAGAGUUCGAUGCAGAUAUGGAAGUCUCAGCGAGGGCGAGUGCAGCACAUGUAACCAACCCCCAGGCUUUAUCUUAGAUGAGGGCUCUUGCUCAUUACACUACCUCAACUCCAACGCCGACCCCAGUGCUUACGGAUUUGAGUUGGUGGUGGAGGACUUCCCGCAAAGACACAUCACUCUGGCCUACACUGAUGGGGGCCGAGACUCCAGGGCUCCACUGACAGCAAGGAGAAAGAGACAAGUCCCCACAGCCGGACCCACAACUGAAGAACCAACCACACCCCCAUGGUGGGGCUGGUGGUAUAAUACAGCCCCACCCGCAACUACAUAUCCAUACCCAAAUACAGCCCCACCCACAACUCAAUGGGGCGGGUGGUAUAAUACAGCCCCACCCGCAACUACAUAUCCAUACCCAAAUACAGCCCACCCACAACUUCAUGGGGCUGGUGGUAUAAUACAGCCCCACCCGCAACUACAUAUCCAUACCCAAAUACAGCCCCACCCACAACUUCAUGGGGCUGGUGGUAUAAUACAGCCCCACCCACAACUACAUAUCCAUACCCAAAUACAGCCCCACCCACAACUCCAUGGGGCUGGUGGUAUAAUACAGCCCCACCCACAACUUCAUAUCCAUACCCAAAUACAGCCCCACCCACAACUCAAGGGGCUGGUGGUAUACUACAUCCGCACCCACAACUACAACCCCACAAACAGCCGGACCCACAACUCUAUGGGGCUGGGGGAACACGUACCCUGGCACCACGAGAAACGUGCAGGCCACCACUCCUCCUCUCAGUAAACUACCAUUGCAGUUCUCCGUACUUGUGGACCCACCUGCUCCCUCAUGUCAGGAGGGACUCUACUUGCCUCAGUUUGUGCACCCUACACCUG